Molecule: messenger RNA, 2301 nt
Organism: Melanaphis sacchari
Lineage: Eukaryota; Metazoa; Arthropoda; Insecta; Hemiptera; Aphididae
Product: zinc finger protein 862-like
Exons: 6
Coding region: 1-2301 (766 amino acids)
Molecular function (GO): protein dimerization activity
Source: RefSeq, a predicted model, not a curated record
AUGUCAAAACGAUCAAUCAAAGAUUAUUUUUCAUCUAAUAAAAAAACCAAAAUUGUAGAUUCAACAGAUUCUAUUAACAUAAAUCAAGAUAUUGUAACUAACUCUUCAACUGAAGAUAACCUACCAGAGAACCCAGUUACAUUAACUAGUAGUUCAUCGAAACAAGGUAAAGUAAAUCGAUUGUAUAACACUAAAUGGGAAGCAGAUUAUCCUUGGCUUUAUUUUGAUAAUCAGAGAUUUGGUGCUUUUUGUAAAUUAUGUGAAAAACAUGUAAUCAACGAUUCAGCGUUAUUUGCUAGCUCAAGAGGAAUUUUUGUUAAAACACCAUUCCAAAACUAUAAAAAUGCUUUGGGAAAAGAUGGAAAAUUAAAUAAACAUACAUAUUCUGCGUCACAUAUUCGUAGUGUAGAACUAGAAAAACUUGCUUUGGUAGCUUUAAAAAACCCUGUAUAUAAUCAAAUUUUAAAUCAAAAUUCUGAAGAAUGUAAAAUAAACCGCAAACAUUUAUCAUACCUUUUCCGAUCUGUUUAUUUUUUAGUGAAAGAAGAAAUAGCUCAUACAACUAAAUAUGAGCCAUUAAUUAAGCAAUUAAUUGUGAAAACCAGCGAUUCACUUCAAAAUUGGAUUAAUGCAAAUAGUGACCGCUCAACAUACACGAGUAAAGCUACAGCUAGUGAGCUAUUAUGUUGUGCUUCAGAAAUAUUAGAUGCUAAGUUAGACAAAGAAAUAUACGGGAAAAAAUUUUCUUUAUUAGCCGAUGAAAGUACAAACAUAAAUAAUAAAUCUGAAUUAUCUAUAUGUGUUCGCUUCGUUAAAAAUAAUCAACCAGUUGAGAGAUUUCUUAAUAUUGUUGCUUUAUCUGAUACUAAAGCUCAAACAAUCAUAGAUGCAAUAAGCAAUGAGUUAACUAAGCAUAAUUUGUCCUAUGAUAAUAUUAUAGCUUGUGGUUUUGAUGGGGCAUCAAACAUGUCCGGAAAUAAAGGUGGAGUUCGUAGAUUUGUAUCCGAUAAAGCUGGAAGAGAAGUGCCAUAUAUUCACUGUCGAGCUCACGUAUUAUCACUUGCAUUAACUAGUAUGCGCAACAAAUUUCCUAAAAUUAAACGUGUGUUCCAUGUAUUGAAAGAUAUUUAUAAACUGUUUCAUCAAUCUCCUAAACGAGAAAAACUGCUUCAUAAAAUACAAGCGAUUUUAAAUGAUCCAAUAUUAAAAAUACCUGAGGCUAUUGAAAUUCGGUGGUUAAGUCAUUAUAAAAUAGUUCAUGCAAUUAAACAGUCAUAUAUUGCUAUAACUACUACUUGUGAACACAUUCAUCAAGAUGGCGCAGAUUUAGCAUCUUUGGCCGGUGGAAUUUUACUAAGUCUCCGCGAAGAAAAUUUUAUAGUACUUUUGUGUGGACUGGAUGAAAUAUUAGGCGCAAUCUCUAAUUUAAGUUUAACACUGCAAGGUCCUACAAUUUGUAUUUCAGCUUUGCCAACAUUAAUUAAAAGUACUACAUGUCACUUAAAUAAAAUUUUAGAAGGUUUAAAACAAGAUUCAGUGAAUAAAAAAACAAUAUCUUGCCUUUCACAGUUUUUGGAACAAACAAUCAAAGAAAUGAACCGUCGAUUUAAUGACACAGCUUUAACACUUAUCGAAGGGUGUGCAAUAUUCGAAGAUUACAAAUCAUUUUCAAAUUCAUCAGAAAAAAUUAUUGAACAGUUAUGUGAUUGUUUUUCUUUAAAUGAAAAUGAAAAAGAUGGAGUAUUAUCAGAUUAUAAGUCUUUUAUGUUUGUUGCUUCACAGAAAGUUAAAACAAACGGAUAUCCAAUAACUGACCUUCUUGAAGCAAAUAUUGGUUAUGAACAUCUGAAAAAAUUAUCAGAAUCCAUUUUAUGUAUUCCAAUAGGAACGCCUACCGUAGAAAGAUCAUUCAGUGCGAUGAAUAGAAUUAUGACAAAUCUUCGCAACCGAAUGGGACAAGAUACUCUUCAAUACUGUAUGAAAAUAAGUAUAGAAGGUGAUGAAGAUCCGUCAAUUGAAUAUGUCGACGAGGUUAAGACUAAUACUGUUAAAGAAUAUCUGAAACACAAGCGGCUGGUGAAACAGGACAUGGACACGAGUUGUAUGAUCCUGUGCACGGAUAAACUUCAAAAGUUCAUCAUCCGACGAAAAUUGCUAUUGUUGACAGUGUUGUCGAAUGAUUGGAAUGCUUAUUUCGAAAUUGGCAGAAGAUCCUCCAACCUAAGGUUAAAACCACAACUACUACAGAACAUCCUACUUGACACCUCAAAUCCAGAUUCUGAACCAGAACUAAAUCCAUAA